CAAACGGAAAGGGAGAGGGGGAGAGGGCUUCAGAAGAGGAGGCAUUCCUACGGCCGCCUCCUUCACAACCACCAUCAGACAACUAGAUUUGAACGCUCAUAAAGACAUAUUGUUGGAUAAUAGUCAGCAAGAAACUGUUUUACUGUAUAUUUUGACCUUCAAUCUCUUCCACAGAAGUGGUCUGUAUCGAUUUCGUACAUUUUUAUUGUGUUUAUCCAUGUUGUGUUUGAAAAGCCUCGCCUAUGGAUGAUUGCUUGACACUUCUAUUACUUUUUAUGCGAGGGGAGAGCAAAAAGGAAAAUCCCAUUAUUUUCAAAUGUGCAUCAUUUUCUGAAAUUCACUGAGUGGAGAGAAAAACAGAGUGUGAGAGAGGAGACAUCCGCUUGAUAAGUGACAGUGAAGAAGGCGGACAUUGUUAUCCUCCACACACCACGCAAUAGGAUGAGCAGGAAUCGGGAUUCAUAUUUCUUUGAGUGACUUCAAAGCCUUAUGGUUUGUUUGUUUUUCUUCGGUGAAUUUCAAAUGACUGCCUCUCAUGGGUUCAUAAUCAAAAGGAAUGAAUGUUAUGCCAUGAACAAAUCCUCCAAACAGAGGGAAUACAACAUUUGCUCCGACAGAACGAACGCAGAUGCUCUUCAGCACCUCAUUUCUGAUAAGAAGACAUGAAGAUCUCAGUGAAAGAACAUUGACAUAUCUUUGUCCAAGGUUUUCCGAUGUAGGAUUACGAGCCAGCUAUACAAUAAAAACGAAAUAACGGAUUGGAAAAGCACGAAAACCUCACCCUGCCGACAGUAACAAAGGAAAAGAAAGGGAAAACGGGACAGUAACGCACACUCCUUUCAUAAAGGCCUCUAAUCGCAGAUUAUCAUGUGAGAUUUGAGAGUGAUGGAUUGACAUUUGAUCAAACAAAUAUUGCCAUUGUUGUUUGGUUUUAUUAUAGCAAGAGCGACCUUGUUCAGGUAAUUUUAUAGCUCAAAGAAAAACGUCAAUGUGAUCAUGUGAAGCAUGUGCACUGUUCCCAUUAUCCAUAAGCAAAGCCAAGAAUUGCUGUUGGCCUACAUUUGCUUCAAUGGUGGGAUAGAGACAGUUGAUAGUCACAAUUCAGGGCAGACUAAAAAGCUUGCUAUACAUGCCCCAUUGUAGAGCAUCCCAGGAAUUAAAGGCUACAGUUAUUUGUACCCUCAACUGCCUGUAAUCAGAAAAGGCAAUUUUUUCUCAGGUUAUUGAAUUACCAUCAGCUAAAACAAUAUGGGGAGUGACAGUGAGAUUUACAACAGAGAGUUGUCAAAGAUGUCUGACGAGGAUUUACUCGCCUGCUCUAAAGAAGAGCUGGUGAGGCGACUGCGUAAAGAGGAGUCUGAAAAGAUCUCUGCUCUUAUCCAGCGUGGACGGCUAAUAAAAGAAGUCAACAAACAAUUACAAGGCCACCUGCUUGAGAUCAGGGAGCUGAAAACCAUCAACCAGCGUCUCCAGGAAGAAAACACAGAACUACGUGACUUGUGCUGUUUUCUUGAUGAUGACCGACUAAAGGUGAAGAAGCUGGCACGGGAAUGGCAGCUGUUCGGUCACCACGCAGCCAAAGUGAUGCGUGAGGAUCUGGGCGGCUACUUGAAAAAGCUGUCCGACCUAGAGCGCAUGCAGGACGGAUUAGUGAAGGAGAAUCUGGACCUGAAAGAACUCUGUCUAGUCCUGGAGGAGGAGUGUGUCAGCAGGAGUGACUCCAGUCCCGGUGGAUCCACUGAGCUCAACCUGCCGUGCAUGGUGUCCCGAUACCUGGGAGAUGGAAGUUCAAGCACUGGGAGCGUUGGUAGUCCGGACCAGCUCCACCUGGUGUGCUCACCUGAUGACUGAAGAUGGAACACAGCUGGAUACUUUCACUGAUUAGUGAAAGAGCACGAUACAGAGAAAUAUGGGUGGAGGAAAUAUGUUGACAUAGUAGGAAUAUAAUUGUUUACAGCAUUCAUUGCUAGAACACAAACUUUGUUGGAAUAGUUUUAAGAAGAAAGCAUAUUAAACAAAAUACAGCAACAUCUCCAGAAUGGCAGCCAGUCAGGUGUGGCUUCAGCACCUGCUGCUGUCCAAACGAAAACUUGAAAAAUACGUUUUUUUCCUGGAAAGAUGACAAGCCUACAGAGACAUUAGACACUAAACAUCAAGCUUUUUUGGAAUGAUAAUUUGUCCAUUUUUAUUUUAUUCAACCAAUCUUUUUGGAGGUUAUCCUCUUUUCAGUGAUUGAGACUGUAUAUGGUUAACAGUAGAAGGUGUUGUUGGAAGGAGGUUGAGUUAGGAUGUUAUCUCAUGCACUGGACUGUACUGGGAGUGGACUAUUUUGUACCGCAUUGCACUGGACAAAGCUACCAUGGAUCCCUGUAGAUUCAUAUCUCAAUACAGAUUUGAGCCAUACUAGUACAUGAUAUCCAAAACCAUUGAAUAAUUUGAAGGAUGAGUGUUUUGUGAGAGACCUUUAAAUAACAUUGAAAUAAUGUAGAUGCUGCAUUCUGUCCCUCAGGUCAGGAUUGGAGUGCUGUGUGUAUGAAAUCACAAACUAACAAUGAAAUUGUGUGUUAUCAGCGCUGUCUUGGCUGCCCUUCAGUUUUACACUGAAAUUGCACGAGAUACAUAGUUAGUGUGCUACAGUAAUUUAGGCUGUACAAUACACUAAACUUGGCACUGCUGGUUUGUUUCUUACACCUGCACCUAUGAACUGAACUCACUCAAAACUGAACUGCCCCAGGCUGUUCUCAACCAACCACUUUUGUAUCAAAAUGGAAGCUCUAGACUGGAGUUUACAGGAUGAUGGAUUUAUAGAUGCUGGCAACUAGGCAAGACACUUUUCUGUUCUUUAUUGCAUUAUUAUUGUUAUGAUUAUUAUAAUUAUUACAACUGCUUCACAUUUUCUGUAUAAGUUGCCAAUAGUCAGGAUCCCAAUAUAACUCAUGUUUUGUGGUAAUUCUGUCGAGAUACUCUCUCAUUGUCUUCAUCAACUUGACCUAUCAAUAUUACUUAAUUAGCAAAUACACAUUUUUGUUUUAUGCAUAUAGAACAUGCUCCUGGAUUAGAUAAGAUUUGCUUUGUUGUUGGCUGUGAUUGGUGGGCUGCUCGUAGUGCAUUGAAGAGAUUUAAAUACACUGGCUGAGACACUCAA
Coregonus clupeaformis (lake whitefish) is the source of this 3145-nucleotide messenger RNA. RefSeq names its product coiled-coil domain-containing protein 85B-like. The transcript has a single exon. Gene Ontology annotation, cellular component: nucleus. Lineage: Eukaryota; Metazoa; Chordata; Actinopteri; Salmoniformes; Salmonidae. The record is from RefSeq and is a predicted model, not a curated record. Gene Ontology annotation, biological process: negative regulation of DNA-templated transcription. The coding region runs from base 1249 to 1851 and encodes 200 amino acids.